Python bivittatus (Burmese python) is the source of this 1723-nucleotide messenger RNA. The record is from RefSeq and is a predicted model, not a curated record. Lineage: Eukaryota; Metazoa; Chordata; Lepidosauria; Squamata; Pythonidae.
GAAUUAGUUUCGCUCAUUCUGGAUGAAGAAUGCAGGAAGAGACUGACUUCUGCAUGCAGCAAGGACCUUCAGGAUUUCCCAGAGACCCGUGGUCCUGUGAUCCUGGAAGUUGGCUGUGGCUCAGGAGCAAUUGGUUUAAGUCUUUUGAAAAAGCUUCCUCAUAGUCAGCUCAUUGCCAUCGAUAAAUUGGAAGCUGCUGUUAAUCUCACCAAGGAAAAUGCUGAACGCUUACAUCUACAGGAAAGAAUCCAUAUCUUUCACCAUGAUAUAUCUUCAUGUCCUUGGGAAUGCCUACUGCCCUGGGGUUUGGUAGAUACUAUCAUCAGUAAUCCACCUUACAUUUUUCAUGAAGAUAUGACUUGCUUGGCAGCAGAAAUUCUCUGCUUUGAGGACCUUGGUGCCCUGGAUGGAGGAAAUGAUGGGAUGAGCGUCAUCAAAGAGAUUCUGAACGUGGCCUCUUACAUUCUCAAGGAUUGUGGGAGCGUGUAUUUGGAAGUUGACCCCAGGCACCCUGAAAUGGUAACAAAUUGGCUGUCUAGUCAUCCUGAUUUGUUCCUCUUUGUGUCUGCUACCCACAAGGACUUCUGUGGAAAGCCAAGAUUUUUACAUAUCCAAAAACGUAGGGAAGAAAAUCACCAAAGAGCAUGAAUAGUUCUGUCUCCCAACCCUGGAAUGUUUACAGCACUUUCUAAGGGUAUGUUCUCAGACAGCUAGAUGUCUCUUGAUAGCACCUGCCAACUUGCAUUUUGCUGAGGAUGAUUUUAUUUCAAAUUUCCAAGUUAUUGUGAUUAUUCCAGUUAUUACAUAAGAGACAUACCAUUUAUAUCAGAUCUGUAAUAGUUAUUUUUCUUUAUCUUAUAAUCACUUUACACUCUUCAAGUCAGUGGGGAAGGUUGCAAGCAGAGGGGAUGGAGGGGAGCUAAAAUCCUUCUGCGGUCUUCAGGAACGGAGCUCAAAUCCUGAAGAUUUGAGCUCCAUUCCUCCAGCCUCACAAAGGAUUUCCCCUCCAUGCAUGGAAAGGAGGGUAAACCCUCUGCUUGGUGGUCUGAAAUCCUUCAGGAGGCAGCUCUUUCAUUCCACCUGCUUAACAACCCAGGAGAUUGCUUAAUGACCGCAACCAGGAGUGCCCAGAUUGUGGUCGUUCAGCAAAGCAGUCAUAUGGGCAUCUUGCUUAAUGACCACUUCACUCAACAAUCAAGAUUCUGGUCCCAAUUGUGGUUCUUAAGCAAGGACUACCUGUACUCAGCUGUAUUCAGCUGUUUGCAUUUUUUAAAAUUUGCCCAAUAAGAUCACUGCUUACCUGCGAGAUGGAUCCAAAUAUAACUUUCCACUGGUAUAGGCUGCCUGUAUCCCUGUACUGCAUACUUCUAUUUUCUCCCUUCUGGUAGCAUUAAUUUCCCCAUCCUUGUGCCAAAGAUGGCAUGAUAUGUAAAAUGAUACAGCAAAUGCUGACCAUAUCUUAAGGGCACAAAUGGAAUUAUCAUUUCUUCCAUGAGGUGGGUUUCUUUGCCAAAGUGUAUUGUUAAAGGACAAUCUGUCUUUCUCGUUACAAUGUGUACCAUAACAUCUAAUACACUUUUGGCAAAAGAAUACAGAUGCCUUUCAGAAGAUAUAUUAACAUGGCAGCCUUUAAGUUGUGUGACACUCCCAGACCUGUGGAGUCCUUGGGGUUCUCUGAGCUUGGUUCUUUUCUUGCAAACAUUUCAUUACCCAGCUAGGUAAU